UAUGGGCCAGGAUCGUGCCAGUGGUCACUCCCCACUUACUGCAGCAUCCGAAUCCCGCCCAGAUCUCGUACUUCCUCGACAGGAUCCACAAUCCUCCAGUACACUCCUUUCGUCUGUCGUUGCCCCCGGUUUCGCGUUGGAUGGUCAAGAUACACCUGCACCAGGUCAGGUUGCUUCAUUAACCUCCACGAAUAACUUCAUCAAUUUUUGCUCGACUGUCUCCAUCCCCUUGACCGAUGGGAAGCAAGUGACAUCUGGUUCUUGUAACCCCGCCCCCAUGGGCCAUAUACCCCCUCCCGAUUCAAUACCCUCCGCCAAAUUCACCGCGCCUAGAAAUGGAGACAUCAUCGAGGAGAAUACCAGCUUUUCAUUAGCCAUAAACACCCGAAACGUUAUAACUGGAGUUUCUGUCAAUUCUCAAACGAACUUCUUUUCUGCCCCUCAACAGCUCUCCAGCGGCAGCGUCAGAGGGAAUUACCAUCUCGUAAUCGAAGAAAUAACGUCCAUCGAUCAACCAACUUUGACGAAUCCUCGCAUUUUCACUUUUUUCCAACUUCUGUUAGACCCCACUGUGGCGUCAGUUGUUAGGAAUGGCCUACCUGCGGGAUUCUACCGAGCGACUGCAACAGUGCACGCUGCCAACCAUCAGCCAGUUCUCGUUCCUAUGCACCAGCACGGAUCUCUCAACGACGCUGUUUAGUUCACAGUCGCCGGUAACUCAAGGGCAUCCCGAGAACCGAAUGAUUGGAGUCAGAGAGACUUUUCGCCAAGUCUUCCAGAGCGGAGGAGGCAUUUCAAAAGACAGGGAAACAGUCCAGAUCAGACAUCCAGGACAUUAAAUUCCGACUUAGUCUGUCCAGGCUUUUCAGAUGACGGGCAAAGUACGCCUCAGCAGGGACAAAGUCCGUCCUUAACUUCGAACAAUAAUUUUAUCAAUUAUUGCGCAACCUUGCCCGGAGUUCCCAUUACAAAUGGGCAACAACUGCCUACUACGUCCUGCAACCCCGCGCCAAUGGGUCUCCUUCCUUCUACUCAAAGCAUGCCAUCUGCGCGUUUCAUAUUCCCGGUGUUCAAUGCGACAGUAACGGAAAACACGCCGUUCACGGUCACUCUCGCAGUCGGUAAUCUUGUAACUGGGCUUUUUGUCAAUCCUGCGACCAACUUCCUCGCGGCACCACAGCUACUCAGCCCUGACGGGUUGAUUCUAGGAUACAGUUCCAUCGUGAUAGAGCAAAUGUCCUCCAUAAAUCAAGCCUCGCCGACGGAUCCCCGGAAUUUUGUUUUCUUCAAAAGCCUCAUCUCAGCUGCAGUCAACAACCAACUAACGACGGAGAUUACUGGCGGUCUGCCUGCGGGAGUCUAUCGACUGUCCUCCAUAGUUUCCGCUGCCAACCAUCAGCCCGUCUUGAGUCCUGUGAAUCAGCGUGGAGCUGUCGAUGACAUAGUUUAGUUCUUUGUAGAGCCAGCCAACAACGGCUCCUCGCUCAACACAAGCUCAUCUUCCACAUCCCCCACGCCUUCAACUCCAACCACCACCCCAAGUCAGAGUAAUACUUCCGUCGCGACCGCACGAACCCCGCCUGUUGGCCUAAUCGUAGGGGUCAGCGUCGCCGGUGUCGUGCUUCUGCUUGCAAUAAUCAUAGGCCUUUUCAUCUGGAGACGUCGGCACAUGAAGAAGCAGAUGGAAGGUGCCCUCGAACAACCUUACGCCGGGUUUACACCUUUCACGGACGGGUCCUACAUCUCAUUCCACUCGGCUCCAACAAUCCUGGCUGCUGGUCAUUUUAAGGCAGGGGUCGAUGGAACCGCUCCUCCUCCUCCAUUCCCUCUGCAAUCCGCUAGUGGCAAAGUCGUGGGUUCUAGACCUAGAAAUGCUCAUGCUGCGUCGAGAGGGUCUAUAAUUUCGUCUGCACCUUCGUAUCAUACUACAGUUGAGAGGUCCACUUUACCAUCAGACUA
Messenger RNA from Cyclocybe aegerita, 1959 nucleotides. Lineage: Eukaryota; Fungi; Basidiomycota; Agaricomycetes; Agaricales; Hemipholiotaceae. The record is from the annotation of a GenBank genome assembly.